CGGCGGCGGCGGGCGCGGGGCUCGCUCUCGCCUUGACAUUUUAUCCCCCAGAGCUGCAUACUUGGAGCUGGCUUGUACGUCCCAGUCAUGAAGUUCUGGAGGUGGGGCGGGCUUUAAUUUGCUUAUAUCUAAUGAUUUCCAAAUCCGGGCUUUAAAAUGGCGGCAUCCGUCCUGCACCCCUGCUAAAGCCUCCCCCAGCACUUGGGCGACUUUGCUUAGUGCUGCUUUUGCUUCUGCAGCUAACAUAUGGCAUGUGCUGCUGCUGCUGCUGCUGCUGCUUCUGCUGCUGCUGCAGCAGCUGAGAGCUGGACCCCAUAGUAGCCGAACCAGCCGCCGCUCCUACUCCUGACCAUCAGCGGAAGGUAUCAAGACCAUAUUUGUCUCAGAAGGAAUUUGGUUACUGAAAAGUGCCUUUCCUGAAACCUCUACUACUUGGAUUUCUCUCUAGGGCUGCCUCUCCCGAACCUCCACUCCCACCCACUCCUUUCCUUUAAAAAAAAUUUGGCGUUGCUUUUAGUUCAUAUCCUGACGGCAACUCAUCCAUCCAUUUUUUCCUCCUAGUACACAUCAUUCGCUCGGCCAUUUUCCCUCCCUCGUUCCCCCCCCCUUUUUUAAAUUUAAACAGUUGCAACAUCCUUGCGCUUGUUUGAACGCUUCCCAACCGUGAUUUUUUUUUUCAAAGCCAGAAAUAAGGAAGACAAAAAAAAAGUUUUCUCCCCAAGGGCCAGGCCCCUCCACAAACCGAGGCGCUGCCAACAACAUAUGCUUUUUGCAGAGAAUAAUUGAAACCAUCUAAACUGGAGAGAGCAUAGAAUCCCUUGGAAAGCCUGCUAGUUCUUUCCAAGUAACUUGGGGCAGAGGCACAGUCCCCCCUCCCCCCAGUCGCUAUUGGACCUCCUCCCAAUGCACUUUUAGGAGCUGGCCUUGAAUUUGAUUUUCAGUUCUCCUGCUAAGAUUUCCAUUGUGCAAUUGGCUUUAUAUUGAAUUCUCUUUCGAAUAGACCUGAUUGGACUUAAACAAAAACCUGAGUGCUGACAAAUCUCGAAUUUUACCAAAGCAACGAGAUUGGUUUCUUCACGGUUCACUUGAAUUCCCUUUUUUAACCCUUUUUAAAAUUAGCAGGGACAUUGUCCUUAAAUAAAAACAACAACAAAAACCGAGAAAGAGUCCAGUUGCGAGUUCCCCCUUGGUUUUGACAAUGGCCGUCAACGUGUCUUUGGUUCGGGAUACAAAAUGGCUGACUCUAGAAGUAUGUCGAGAGUUUCAGAGAGGUACUUGUUCUCGAUCUGAUGCAGAAUGCAAGUUUGCCCAUCCAUCGCGGAGCUGCCAUGUGGAGAACGGUCGUGUGAUUGCCUGCUUUGAUUCUCUUAAGGGCCGCUGCACUCGAGAGAACUGCAAGUAUCUUCACCCUCCUCCCCACCUAAAGACCCAGCUGGAAAUUAACGGGCGCAACAACCUGAUACAGCAAAAGACUGCGGCUGCCAUGUUUGCGCAGCAGAUGCAAUUCAUGCUCCCGGGCGCUCAGCUCCAGCCAAUUACUACAUUUCCUGUGACUCCAUCGCUUGCGACUAGCCCCGCCAUGGCUUUCAGUCCUUAUCUAAGUCAUGUUUCUCCUGGGAUGGGCUUGGUUCCUGCAGAGCUUUUACCAAAUGCUCCUGUGCUGAUGUCUGGAAACCCGCCUGUCACAGUACCAGGAGGCACUGCUGGUCAGAAAUCGAUGCGUACAGAUAAACUGGAGGUUUGCAGAGAAUUUCAACGUGGAAACUGUACCCGAGGUGAGAAUGAUUGUCGAUAUGCCCACCCUGUUGAUAUUGCCAUGAUAGACGCAAAUGAGAACACUGUUACCGUGUGCAUGGAUUACAUCAAAGGCCGCUGCUCUCGGGAGAAAUGCAAGUACUUUCAUCCCCCUGCACACCUGCAAGCCAAAAUCAAGGCAGCUCAACACCAGGCUAACCAGACAGCUGCAGCUGCAAUGCAGUGGGCCCUUUCCCGGCAUGCACAAGUCAGGUGGCCUUCUCUUCGUGGAAAGAUUGAUGCCAGGUCCUUUUGGGGAGCUAGAAGAUACUCAUUGUAUUCCUUGCGUCGUAUAGCGGCCCUGGUACCUCAGCUUGGAAAAACUCGUUUAGCGGCCCUGGCCCUGCCACCUGGUGCCCUCCAACCUUUACCAAAGAGGCCAGCACUUGAAAAGAACAACGGUGCCACCACAGUCUUCAACCCAAGUGUUUUCCACUACCAACAGGCUCUGGCUAACAUGCAGCUGCAGCAACCAACGUUUAUCCCAACAGGGUCAGUACUGUGCAUGGCACCCACUGCAAGUGUUGUGCCCAUGAUGCACGGUGCUACGCCCACCACUGUGUCCGCAGCAACAACACCUGCCACCAGCGUCCCCUUCGCUGCAACAGCUACAGCUAAUCAGAUAUCCCAGUUAUCAGUAGAUGAACUGAGUAGCAGCAUGUUUGUUUCACAGAUGUAAACGUAACGAAUAGAAACAUGAAAAUUCUGAACAGCAAAAUCCUGGAGUAUCAGAACCUCUCCUUGGGACGCUGCACAUGGUCUUUCUGUACGUUUUUCCAUUUCUCCUCUCUUACCAUCUCUACAGUAAGCCUGUUGCAGCAUACAUGUUAACCAAAAACAAAACAAAACAAAAAUAUCAUAAAAAUUUUUUAAGCCCCCCCCCAAAAGUGAAAUACCAGAUUUAUGGGAAUGUAAAAAAAUUUUUGAAAAAAGCGCGCUCUAUAGAAAAGAUUAGCAAACAGUGCUCUUGUAUAAGAUACAGACAUAGACAAACUAGAAUCAACUUUUGUAACAUGUUUCUUUAACACACGUAAUCUUUUUUUUUUCCGAGUACCAUCACGAUACGUGCGAAUGCACAUUGAACUGUUGUAUAUUAUCAGUGGAUAAAUGUUCGUCUUUUAAAAGUGUUAUCUUGAGGUUUUGUUUACAUCAUAGUCUAAUUGAGUUGUUUUAAGGUGUAUCAAAUAUACGCAAUAUCAUUUCCCAUUAAUGUUACGUCUUAAGUUUCCACAUAAUAUAGUUCUUUGGUGUGGUUCAUUUUUUACACUAAAAAUGUUAUGGUGGGAAACAGGGAUGAUGGGCUUGAAAACCACGACAUGAGAAUGUUGCUCUAUCUUUAAUCUGUGGGCUGGUUCUGUAGGCUUACAGGGCAGCCUUCUUGAAAGGUUUCUCUUUUGAGGACAUCUUGAUUGUGCAUGCAGUCCCUUACCAGUUGCACAUGCAAACGUGGCAUGUCAACGUGUGCUUGUUUCCCCUUUACAUGAAGCUGUGCCCCAUGGACAGGCAGAAACCCCUCGGCUGGCUCCUCAAAUGUUCAAACAAAAAUGAAAUUAGACUUUGCCUCCAUGACCAAUUUCUCAGCAUCACAAAUAAAAGUCAUACAAAGGGACCAUUACCAUUUCUUGGUGGAUCUCGGAUCCCAGCCCCCUUUUCCCCCCAUGGGAAUCUCCAAAUCUGAGCCAUUUCAACAUCUUCAGCCAAGAAAUUGGUCCCUGGAGGUUUAAAGGUACAUUAAUUAGUGAAACUUAGGGGCAGCCUAGAGGGAAGAGCAUGUUCAUAUAUUGGUGGGGAUAUGUAUCCAGCCCCAGAAGCUUUUUCCUAAGUAAGGCGUAAUCUGGAAAAGCCAGCAUAGGUGAGAGUGAAAGCUGGUUCCAAAUGUGACCUUUUCUCCUUAAACGGACACAGCUCCAGAGUUAAUGGUCGUAAAGUAGCCACAGCGGGGAGGGGAGGGAAUGAUAUUAGAGAAGCUGACUUGAGGAACUCUUUCUGUGGAGCCCAAGAAGAAACACAGGCCAUUUCUGUGAGCUUCUGCCCACAGGAAGUUUCUGUCUCAAUCCAUUUCACCCGUGAAGCAACAGUAGCUGAGAUGUCGUGAGCACCUGUGAUUUCCAUUGACCAUAUUUUCAAACUUCUGGGUCUCCCAGGCCCUCACCAAGCCUUUUUUGUUUGUUUGUUUGUUUGUUUAUGUGUUUGUUUGUUUGGUGGAAACUUGGAAUCUAUAGACUCUUAGACAUUUUGCUGCCCCUUUUGAUCAGACCCCACCGAGCUGAGAUAAAUUCAGUUGUCCAUGCUCAUAGAAUUUACAACCAAGGAAAAGGUUUACUUGAUUACAGAAAUAGAACCAAUAGGAAACAUUUGGCAUUUUCCCAUCAAUUUGCAGAUAAUGAUUUUCUAAUCACUUGUCAGUUUGUCCUUUCGUCAGGGAGGAUAAAAAACAGGCAUCGUUUCUGGCAUAUACAAUUGGGGCAAUAUAUAUUUUAUGACUUGCUGACCCAUAGGGAACAGCAGGAGACUAAGAAAGGGAGAGCUGAGGGGUGGGGAGAAUAUUUGAAUCCUACAAAAAUGUGAGAGAUGGAAAGGGCUUUCAGAAAACAUCUAGCUGAGCGCCCUUCCUCCCUCCCUUUUGCUGAUGAAGAAACUGAGGCUUCAAGUGGGGACAGUGACUUUGCCCCGGUUAGUAAUGGAGCUGGGCCUAGACCCUGGCUUUCUUUCAUGCCUCAGAGAAACAACACUCUUCCAGAGAUGUGAUCCCCCCCAAAAAUGCUCCCAAGGGAGCAUUUCUUUUGCCAGUGGGUGAGGAUCCCAAAGCAGAGGAUUAGGCCUGUAAUGAACAAAAAGCCUUAUAGGUCCUAAUCUCUAGCCCAAGAAGUAGGCUGCAAACCAGACUGUCAGUUCAUUUCUCAUUUGAUUUUUUUCACUGGUGUCGGCCGGCCUAACAUCCCGGAACAGUAUUGCCUGAGAUUAGUGAUCUAACAGGCAUCUUUUAACCACUGAAUUUCUGUUUCCCGUGGUCUUAACAUUGUUAGUGGAAAAAAAAAAAGUGAUGUGUAUUUCCUGUAAGUGAUUCUUUGUGUAUCAAAAUGGGUUUUGCACAACCUGCGUGCCAGUGCCUCAAUCAAAAGCAAACCUGAUCACAUUCAGCCAGAAAAGGAUGUACUGCUAAUGACCAUGGCUUUCUUCGCUAAAGGAGGUUGGAAUUCUGUCUGUGCUCAAUGGAGUUUUGUAUAUCUUGUCCCUUUGACGUUAAGCCUCCAAUUUUCUUUAAGUUCAACAGCUGGCAUUGAUGUGCAUAGAAUGUAAACCUAGAUCGCAGCUGUUUUCAUGUUACAUUUAAAGCACUGAAGAAAAAGAGCUAGAAAAGGAUUUUAGCAAAGACGUUCAGUAAGGGAUGUCCAGUGUAGGGUAAUCUUAGUGCGCGCCAUGACAGUUUCCCCCCCCCUCCCCCAAUUGCCAGCAAAUCCCAUGCUAAUUUGUGAGCGAGUGCAAGGGAAGAAGGCUUGAAGUAUUCACCAAAUUCCAAACAAACCUUGGCAAAAAGCAAAACAUAACAUAACCUGCCAUUAAAACUCGCUUGUGCAAUGAUUUUUUUUUUACUGGAAUUUUCUUUGUUUGAAAAGAAAAGCAAAACAAGUCGUCUGACUCUAAAUUUCCUAAGCAAAAGCAAAGCCUAUUACAAAGUCACCAAGCUAAUUAGUGACUCUAAACAAGUGUAAGAUUUAGAUUUCAUCCUUUAUUUGACAAGAAUUGUAUGUAAAAUUUAAAACAUUAUAAUUUUAGUGACAUUUUAUAAGCUUCCCAUUUUUCGUGCACCUAUAUUUUUAUUUAUCCAAAGUUAGUUUUGGUCCACUUUUCUCAGCCUAAUGCAAAAAUGUGCAAAAACAGGGAAACUUAGGUAAAAUGGGUCAUGCAGAGGGAAAAAGAAAGCUGAGACUGAGUGUUUGCAAGGUUGUUAGUAAUUUCAGUUCAGAAAACUGCUGCACGACCAGAACAGAGACAAAAUAUUUUAAGAAGAGGGACUGAAGGAAAAUGGAUGCUGAAAACAGUGAUAAUUCUUAGGUUCAAAUACAGUAUUUCCUUUUACAAUUGGCACAUGAUUCCGCAAUCAGCAGUGACACUUAAUUUCUCAUUCCUUGACAAGGUUUUCAACACUGUCACUGAUGAUUGUGCAGUAAAUCAUUUUGUUCCCCCACUUCAUCCAUUUCAGAACAUGCUCAAGCACUUAGAUCUCACCAUAAGUGUCGUCUUGCUCUGUGUAGGCUGUGGCUUCCCAAUGGCCACAGCCUGGGCUUAUCAGCUCACCACUUGGUGGGGGGCUGGGGGAGAGCCAGGCUUCUUCCUAAAAUGCCCUUCCCCCUUCCUCCUCCUGCCAUCAGCAGAAGCAGAAUAACAUAAAUCUUUAUGAUUUGAAGCCAUUCUCAGCUCCACAGCCAAUUAACAUAAUGCUCUUUUAAUUGGGCACUGUUUCACAUUACAUUUUAUCAAGUAAAGAGAGAGGGUCCCACGUACCCCCUGGGAGCACAGCUUUGACUGGGCUCUUCCCCACCAAGAGCUCAGUUGGGAUGGCUUGGAUCGGGUCAGAGGCAGUCACAGAGUCCCGAUUCAUUCCUCUAAAGUGUAGACUUUGAUACAUCAUCAUACACAGGAUGAUUAAGAAGCUAGAGUCCUCAUUUUCCCCCUUUAUCUCUUGUACAUUUUACGUGCAUUGAAACCAGAUUAAAAAACAACAACAACAACAACAACAAGGUGAAAUUGAUGAGGAAAAUCUCAAAGCCCAUUCUCAUCAAAUGGACUUUUGUCUGACAGUGAUCUGAUUUUACCAUAUGCCUGUUAAAGGCCUUAGAAUAUACUGUAUGUUAAAGACUGUAAUAACUUUCUAAAAAUAUAUAGUCAGUAACCUAAUCCAAAUGUAAAUAUAGGUACAAAAUGUUGUUUCUAGGCACCAGCUUCUUAGUUCUUAGUGCAUCAUCAUGUAAUUAAUUUUAUUUUAUUUUCUGCUAGCUUUUAAUGUAUUCCUUAUUUUUGCUUCUUGAGCUCUUUAGCCAAUGGAUGAAUUUAAUUUUGAAGGAGAAUUAGAGCAAGGUUAAGAUGUUACUCCACAAACUCACCUCAUGUAGUUCUGUUCUAACCCGUGAACCCCUGUGGCUUAUACAGUUCAUAAAGAGUCUGUCCAGUUUACAGGUUCAGAACCAAGUUAGCUUUGUACACAACUCCUACAAUGACGGAUUCAUUCUUAACUAGUUCUCUCAAGUUCUUGACAACAAAACUACAACAUGGCUACCUUCGUAGACAUUAUUUGUAAGGUUUUUCACAUGUAAAUUUCAAAUGAAGUAAAACAGUAUGAGUUCAUCCAAGGUGCCCUUCCAUACUGUCAGAGAAAGAUGAGAUUGAAUAUUUGAAAAAUCCCAAAGCCCCAUGUGAAAGCUGAAUGGGUGACUCCAUUGUCACCUUUUCGGUCCAGAAGUUUACAACAUAUGGCUUUAGAGUCAGGUUUUAUAGCUUGUAGAGAUUGUCGUGUGGAAAGGGUUAUUCCACAGUAUUUUCACUCUCCAGACACAACCCACCCCGCUGCCUUUUAUUUACAGCACCGCCUCGGCCGGCCGCCGGUCUCUGCUUCAUUUCAUGUCUCUCUCUUCUCUCCGCUGUGUGUCAAGUCACAACAGUCUGAUUUCAUUUCUGUAGCUCUGCCUGCCAACGUUCUGUUGUCUGAGAUUCCAUACUUACUUUCAUGAGUAUAUUAGAGGCAAAAAUCAGGGCUUAAUGAAUUAAACAUAUGAAUAUGUUAAUGUUAAUUUAUAUUUGCAAAGCUGUACAUACAAAAAAAUAUUGUGGAAUGACCCUUUAACAGUGUUGAAGCUACCAAUAUGCUGCAGUUAAACUGAUUCAGUUAGUGUGCGAAUGAAUGUGUGAGACACACCUUUUUUGCACUUAUGUACAUAGUCCACGAAAGAAAUCCUUGGAGCUUAUUUUGAAUAUAAAAAAUCUGUAAUAACACAGAAAAAGUUUGUAAAAGAGAUAGCUAUUACUGAGGCUUUGAAAAGAAGGACAUUUUUGCUACAACCCUUAAUCAGAAAGCAUGCCAUUUUCGCUUUGCUUCUUGACUGCAUUCUCAUUUGCCAUAGCGUACCACACAGCAGAUUACUCACAGGUCAACUUCAACUUGCAGCACUGAAGAUGGAGAACAGUUCUUAGUCCGUUAGCAAAAUCAUUAGCACAGAUUUUAAUUGCAUUCAUAUGUCAACCCUCUUUUGAAUCGUGGACUAUGUAGAUACUGAUAGGUUUCUGAAUCAUGCUUUUUUCCUUUCCCUUGGAUGCCGCCAUUAACUGUGGAGAAUACUAUACGUUAGGAGACACACAGCCCUCAUUCAGAUCAGCCCCAAUCCCCAGUCUUCUGUCAUGGAUGGCCAUCAAUACAAUACAUGUCUUCAAUUCACAGUUUAAUUAGAGCAUUUCUUCAGCACCCAUUCCACGUCAGGCACUGUACUCAGUGCUAGAGAUACAAAGACAAAGUGGAACCACCCUAGCCCUCAAGGAACUUACGUUCCACUUGGGCAGAGGGACAACUUGUACACAUAUGAGUCAAUACAGAUUUGAUACAAAAUACAUAGAAAGUGACAGGGGGGAACUGACAACUGAGGGUGUCAGGAAAAGCUGUGUAUAGGAAGCUUUGUAUGUCGCCCAGUUGGAAAUGAAAUCAUUUAGAGACAACCCCUCAUCCCUGACUUUAGUCUCUGACUUUAGUCUUCUGGCCACACAAAACAGAAUUGGGAAAUACAGAUAAAAGAAUUGAAGGACUUUUCAAAAGGCUCUUUGGCCAGACUUGUCUAGGGGGGUGGUUUUGCAUUGACCCCAUUUCUCCAGCCACAACUUCCCUUCAGCUCUUAGGGAGCCCUGCUUGCAUGAUCCCUACUUGGCAGGGACCAGCUCUGAGCAGGCUUCAUUGGACCACGCCAGCCAUGCUAUGUUAGACCUAACUGGACAGCAGAGGAACAGCCAUGGGCCUAGGUGGCAGGUUAGCUGGGCUGAGAUGUUAAAAAGACUGAAUUAGGUUCCCCUAAGUCUCUUCUGGCUCCUACGUCAACUGUCGGAAGCCCCUCUACCUAGUAAGCUGAGCUGACGAUGGCAUGUAGGGAUGGGAGGUUAAUAUUCAGUACCUCAACUGUUGGCCUCAAUUUUCCUCUAUCUUCAAGGGACAUAGCUCCUGCCCUGGGCUUGGGGAGGUCAUCUGGAGCUGGUGUGUCUUACAAUUGCUUUGACAGUGUUAGUAUCAGAUCACCACAAACCCUGAAAAAGAAGCCACAGCCUAUAAACAGCCCAUCCCAGGAACGAUUAUCAGAACAAAACAAAAAAAACCAGUUCCAGUUGGCUAGAAAUGUUGCAUUCUUCAUUAUUAAUUUUUUUUUUUACUGUUAUACCUCUCUACCAUAAUCAUUUGAAUCAGCCACAUAACAAAUCAAGGAAAUUAAGGCCUACACAUUUUAAGUUAACUAGUUAAGCUAAGUAAGUUAAGACAUUUUAAGUUAACUCAAACUUCAUCUGCUUCCCUGGAUUAUCCUUACUUUCCAAAUAUUUAAUCUCCAGAAAUGUUUUUCUCCAAAAAUGCUGAUAAAGAACCUUUCCAUCAUUCCAGCUAGAAGGAACGGCUCAUACUAACAGGAUUGAACAGUCAUAAAAAAAAAAAAGUCAUCGUCCAUAGAGCACCACUGGGGCUAUUAACACAAUGGCUGUAAUUCUAAAGGGAAAGCAAGAUAGAUAAUUAACAUGACCAGCUUGAUGACAGAGGCCCCCAAAAUGAUCUCUAGUUAAGUCCUUAAGAGGUAUAGACCGAAUGCCUCCAUAAAUUUUUCCAGCCCCACCAUUUAACCUUACCUGUCCAGAUUUUGAACCUUGUCUUCACUUACACUGCCUAUACCUUUUGAUCAGAUCCCAUAGUUUGGGGGGGACAAGUGGACAUUUUUCAGUAGAUUACAUGAAUGGUUCAUCUUUGUGACUGCGUGAAUGGCUUCAGUGUAGUUCAGAUCCCUUAAGUCAUGAAGAAUAGUUGCUUUGUGACUUUUGUUCACUUUGAGCCAUGCUGACUCUCAGUCCAAUCUAAGUUAACUCCAGUCUGGUUCAAUCCAUUCAAUCUAUAGUCUCCAGUACAAUCUAGUUCAUGCUAUGUCCAGUUAAAUCCAGUCCGAGCUAACUUCAGUUCAACCCAAGUCAUGCUAAUUCCAAUUCAAUUCAAUCCAUGCUCGUAUCAAUCCAACCCAUUUCAUGCUAAAUCUAAUUAGUCCAAUCUGUGCUCACUCCUCCAGUCCAACAAACAUCAACUCACUUCACCUGAUUCCGUUUAAAAAUACCACUUUCCUGUGACUCCACAAUUCCUCUCUGUCCAGAGAAAAAGACACCCUUCAGUCCUGAGAACUACAUAUAAUUGCAUCUCCACCGACUGCAUCUGGGUUUUUUUUCCCUAAAAUACUGUCCUCCACUCUCACCUUACCUUAAAAGCUUCAGAUUUUACUAGUUGGUUUCAUUUCAACCUCUGGGGAAAUCUUCUGAAAUUGGCCUGGGUUUUAGGUUGCUAGAGGAUUUUCUAACUCUCAUUGGCUGACAGAGAUGAAGAAUCUUUCUUUUUUUUUUUUCAAACUCUAGAAUUCAAUCAAAAAUGUGUCCUCUCUCUGUCUCUGCUCUCUGGUUAGAGUCCAUGCAGUGCCCUCAUCAUGGUUCAUAGUGGGUUAGUGUGUGCUAAAGAGCCCAGGACUCUUGGUUUCUACUUUCAUUCCUUCUCUGAUAUUGGCGAUUUUAGAAAUACCUAUUUGUACUUGUUAGUGAAUCAUGGCUCUAAAAUCAUUCUUUUCAUUCAAGAAACACUGCUAAAAAUAUUUGCUUGUGAUCUGCUAUGCCAUGUGCUGUUUCAUCAGAAAUACAGAUCUUUAUGCUUCUGUAACAAGAUAGAAAGUAACACGCCAAAUUUAGGAAAAGAAUAAAAAGGAAAGCCAACUUUUGGUAAUGUUUUUCUCUCUCUGAAUACACAACAGAAGGAAUUGCAAGGUCCCAGUUCUUUAUUACUGUACACAGAUGUUUGAUAGUGUUAGAAGCCAAAUGAUUUUGUUACCAUGACUCUUGUGUCCUAGCAGAUGAGGGGAUGAUAAGACCAUCAUUCUAAUUGGAUUGUAGGAUUUCUCUGGUUCAGAUUUGAUUCUCUUUUGUGGUGGUUGUGGGUUUUUUGGGAUUGGGGGCUUGCUUGUUGUUUGGGUUUGGGUUUUUUUUUUUUUAAUUGUGGUUGAUUGUUUUCUUGUUAUCAAAAUCAUGAAACAUGAAACCACCUAUUUGCUGUCACCUGAUAAUGAUUGCCGCUUCUUGAAUUGACGUUGUCACCUAAUUGUGCCGAAGCAGUUGCUGAAAUCACAAGAAGACAAUGUGUGCUCCAAAACUGACUGGCUUUAAAUGCUAACUGAAGAGCUUGUUAUCUAUAGUAGCUAUACUGUGUAAAGUACGCGCUUAUUUGCCAUAGACACUUCUGGUUAAGCAUAAGGUAAAAGGAACAUUAGGCAGGAAAAAAAAAAACACAAGUAAGAAUUGAUUAGUUUUGGGUAAAGAUGCUGUUAGCCCUUUGGAACUGUAAUGGAUCACAGCAGUGGUCAGCAGAUGAAUGAGGUGUUAACUGUUCCAAUAAUGUUCCCUCAACUGCUAUCAACAGAAUGGAUGCUUGGACUUCUUUUCUUUUCUGCAAAAUUAUAUCGCUAUAGUGCUUGUCUGUGCAUAUGUGCAUAACAAAACCCAUUUUAAUAUGUUACUUCUAUAUCGUGGUUUAUUUUUUGACCUUUUAAUAAAGUGUACAAAAUUCC
Molecule: messenger RNA, 11621 nt
Organism: Phascolarctos cinereus (koala)
Lineage: Eukaryota; Metazoa; Chordata; Mammalia; Diprotodontia; Phascolarctidae
Source: RefSeq, a predicted model, not a curated record